AUGGCUGAAGAACAGCAGAAGAAGCAAGGCGUAGGAGGCAUUCUUGGCGGCUUGACCGAUACCGUCGGCAACACAGUGGGCGGCGUCACGGACACCGUGGGCAACACCGUCUCCGGCGUGGGUGAGGGCGUCGGCAAGACCGUCGGCGGCGCCACUCGAGGCCUAGGCGACACGACCAAGGCAGUGGGCAACACCGCCAAAUCUACCACCGACUCGAUCGGCGGCAAGAAGCAGACCGCGGAUAACCCGCUAGGGCUGUAG
Cladophialophora psammophila CBS 110553 is the source of this 261-nucleotide messenger RNA. RefSeq lists its product as uncharacterized. The record is from RefSeq and is a predicted model, not a curated record. The transcript has 4 exons. NCBI's taxonomy places the organism in Eukaryota, Fungi, Ascomycota, Eurotiomycetes, Chaetothyriales, Herpotrichiellaceae. The coding region runs from base 1 to 261 and encodes 86 amino acids.